AGAAAGAAAGAAAGAAAGAAAGGAAAAAAAACAAGAAAAGGACCACAUCAAAGAAUCAUGGCGAAUGGCUAACAAGCACGAGUAUCAAGCCCUUUUCUGGACCGAACGUGUUUUUCACCAACGGUGGGACCAUGUGAGGCUUUGACCAUGACGAGUGGCGGACAAAGUGGUGUCUGGAUCGCGAGCGUGAUUAUACUGUCGAUUGGCAGCUGGGUCGGUAGAGUCGGACCGCAACCGGCGGAUAGCGAUCUCGCGUCGUCCCUGACAACGCCACGAGAGAGACUCGAAGUAGUACGGCAAAUUCUAACGGAGGUACCGCUGAUCGACGGACACAAUGACCUACCUUGGAAUAUCAGAAACUUUGUCCACAACCAGUUGGCCGAUUUCGACUUCGACAAGGAUCUCCGGCAAGUCGCACCGUGGAGCAAAAGCGCUUGGAGUCAGACGGACUUGGUCAGAUUGCGACAAGGCAUGGUCGGUGGUCAGUUUUGGGCCGCUUAUGUGCCGUGCGAGUCUCAACAUCUCAACGCCGUGCAGCUGACUCUGGAACAGGUCGAUCUAAUAAAACGACUGAUAGAAAAGUAUUCUCAACAGAUGCAGUUUGCUGCCUCGUCCAAGGAGAUCUUAGAGGCUCACAAAAGAGGAAGAAUUGCUUCGCUCAUCGGCGUGGAAGGAGGACAUAGUCUAGGAAGUAGUCUAGCCGUUUUAAGGACGCUCUAUCACCUGGGCGUAAGAUAUUUGACGCUGACGCACAGGUGUAACACACCCUGGGCUAAAAGCUCGUCCGCGGAGGAGGACGACGAGGACGGAGGAGGUCUAACGGCGUUCGGCAAGACUGUGGUGCGAGAGAUGAAUAGACUAGGCAUGCUGAUAGACCUCAGCCAUACGGCCAGAGCAACAAUGAGGGAUGCCCUGAAAGCGACCAAAGCACCUCUGAUCUUUUCACAUUCCUCGGCCUUCGCCAUUUGUAAUUCCUCGAGAAACGUGCCCGAUGACAUUUUAAAACAGCUGGCUGCCAACGACGGAUUGGUGAUGGUGACCUUUUAUAAUUAUUUCGUCAAGUGUGGUUCUCAGGCGACUAUCUCGGACGUGGCAGAGCAUAUUUAUUACAUUAGAAAUCUUAUCGGCGUCGAUCACAUCGGAGUAGGUGGAGACUUUGACGGUAUCAACAAAACUCCGAGAGGUCUCGAGGACGUUUCCAAAUAUCCCGAAUUGUUUGCGGAACUACUUCGUAGCGGCAAAUGGAACGUACACGAUCUGAAGAAGGUGGCCGGUUUAAAUUUAUUGAGAGUCUUCAGAAAGGUGGAACGCGUGAGGGACGAUAUGAGAACGGACGGUGUUACGCCGUCCGAAGAAUAUCUUCAGAAUUCUCCAGAUGUCACCGGGAAUUGCGCCUUGGACACUAAUACCGUGCAAAGAGGCGUAGAAGUCUAAUCGUCCUCCUGGCAAUCUCUCAUUCGUUACUCUUGGUCAUUUUCACGAUGACGACGAGGAACAGCGGUAAAGGACCGAUCGAGGUCAACGAGGGCGAAUCAAAGAAAAAGAGACAGCAUGCAGCUUCCUUUCUAUGACCUGCUCACUUUCAAAGCCUCUACUUUCUUGAUCCGAGCCACGGAAAAAAUGGCUCGCGAAGAAUCCCAUCGUGUCGUAAACCUACCUCGGAACUCGUUCUUGCGGAAGUGAUGAGCAACGAGUCAAAAGAGAGAAAAAAAUAUAUAUAUAUAUCGAGAUUGGUUAUACAAUUUUACAUAUAUUUUUUUUCUCUAUAUUCUCUAUAU
Vespula pensylvanica (western yellowjacket) is the source of this 1778-nucleotide messenger RNA. Its product is annotated as dipeptidase 1-like. Gene Ontology annotation, biological process: proteolysis. The transcript has 8 exons. Gene Ontology annotation, molecular function: metallodipeptidase activity. The record is from RefSeq and is a predicted model, not a curated record. NCBI's taxonomy places the organism in Eukaryota, Metazoa, Arthropoda, Insecta, Hymenoptera, Vespidae. Bases 148 to 1434 code for a protein of 428 amino acids.